Rhineura floridana is the source of this 1508-nucleotide messenger RNA. Its product is annotated as protein TsetseEP-like. The transcript has 5 exons. The record is from RefSeq and is a predicted model, not a curated record. Bases 548 to 1441 code for a protein of 297 amino acids. NCBI's taxonomy places the organism in Eukaryota, Metazoa, Chordata, Lepidosauria, Squamata, Rhineuridae.
ACAUAAUGCAAGGGUGGGAAACCUAUGGGCCUUCUGGUGUCGCUGAACUUCAACUCCCUUCAUCCCUGAUCAGUAGGCACAGCUGCUGAGAAUGAUGGAUGGGAUCCAACAAUAUCUGAAGGACCACAGGUUCCCCAUGCCUGUCAUAGCAGCUCUCCCUGGAUCUUCCAACCAGGAGGAAGUAGGGAUAUUUUAUCAGAAAAUUCCCUUCUUACUCUAACUUCCCUGUUCUUCUAAAGCAACUUCUCAGUCUCUUCCCCCCCCCAAUAUAGCAGCCCUGGAUGAUAUUAUUGAACCCCUAACCCCACCCCUCCCGGUCUCCUGGUUGCUAGGUGUAUGAAUACUCUAGAACUCCCAGGUUCUAUGACACUUCUCUGCAAUUCUGACACCAUUCAUGUUCCAGGCAGCCUCAUGCCCCAGGCCCACCCCUACCACCCCCUUAGGAAAAAAAGGUGUCUUGUCAAUCUCUGCAGUCCCUCUGGGGAGCCUACUGUGGGCACCAGCCCCACAUGGAACUGGCAUUCCCAAAGGGACAGAGAUAUGAGAUAUGAGCCAGCCUGGUCCGGCUUUAUUUCUUUGCCUACUGCUGGUCCUAGAAGGUACUAGUGGAAAUUUCUUCAAGCCUCUCACAUGCCACCAGGACUCCUCAGUUAAGAAAAAAUGUGGUGGCGAAGCAGAAAGUUUCUACCCUCACCAGUGCCAGCAGAAAAAAUGCUGUUAUCAUAACCAUACCUGCUACUACCAUGUUAUUGACGGUGCCAGACAACGUCGGAACGCAGGGAUCCUUGGCGGAACCUCCGUCAUUGUGGUCAUCUUCAGCAUGUGUCUUUAUUUCAGCUGGAAGUUUAAGGAGUUCCAAAAGAAGGAAAAAGAGUUUGACAGACCACGAAGCGAGGGCGAAAUAGCUGGUUAUCUGGUCAGACUCCUGGAUGAAGGAAGCGAACCUGAUGAAGACAGAGGGCAUGAGUCAUUAGAUGUGAGGGAUCCCUGGAUGCAGGGAAAUUUUUCACAACAGCCAGACUGGAUCCUGGAAUCGCGGGAACAACAGGGAGGAAUGGACCAGCGACAAUGGAGUCCAGAAAUGAGCCCAGAACCAAUGAAGCAAGUGGAAACAAUGAUGCCAGUAGCAAUGCCAGAACCAGCACCGGCACCAGUGCCAGAACCGCCACCGGCACUACCACCAGUGCCAGCACCAGCGCCAGCACCAUCACCAGAACCACCACCAGCACCAGCACCAGUGCCGCCACCGCCACCAGAGCCACCGCCGCCACCGCCACCAGAGCCACCGCCGCCACCGCCACCAGAGCCACCGCCGGCACCGCCACCAGAGCCACCGCCGGCACCGCCACCAGAGCCACCGCCGGCACCGCCACCAGGGCCACCGCCGGCACCGCCACCAGGGCCACCGCCGGCACCACCACCAGGGCCACCACCAGCAUAACAAACCAAUAUUGCCCAUAUAUUUAUUAUCUAUUAAUAAAAGAGUUUAGUUUUUUCCUCCCCCUUUA